This is a messenger RNA of Racocetra persica, 843 nucleotides long. The record is from the annotation of a GenBank genome assembly. Lineage: Eukaryota; Fungi; Glomeromycota; Glomeromycetes; Diversisporales; Gigasporaceae.
AUGUCUAAACAAAAAGAUAAUUCUGAAUUAUUUUCAAAAGAGAUUCCAGAAUUUACUAACGAAUAUAGAAUUAAGCGUAGAAAUAAUGGACAUAAACAAUACGGAUUCGUAUCUGCAUUUUUAUACGACAAGUGUAUGAAUAAGUUUAUCUUUGAAUCACGCGGUCAGGUUAAAAAUAAGCAAGAGGAUAUCGAGAAAGUAUUCGAUGCUCCAGACGGGUUUGGUAUCGAACAUGUUGUUAAGUUAGAGAAAUGGGAUACGAUUAUUGGUGAUGAUUUACUAAUCUAUAAUAAACAAUACGAAAUGCUAUACAAACAGGAAGAUAUAUUUUCCGCUAUGUCAAGAGAAGUUUUUGAAGAAACAGGAUUAGAUAUCAAAAAGAUUUCCUGUGAACUUUGGAAAAGGGGCAAUGAAGUGAUUGCUUUGAAUUCGUAUGAUAUUUUGAAAAGGAUAAAUGAUGACAAGGAUAAAGAGACAAAAUGUUUUACGCCAACUAUUGAGAAUGUAUUCGAAGAAGUGAACAGUUACUGUAAACCGAUCAAGAAUGAGAUUAUCUUAUUUGGUAGACCAUAUUCCGGGUUAUCAGAAGGUGUCAAGAUAUGUACUGCCUUUUUCAAGAGUAUCGAUCUUGAGGUAUCUAGUACAUUAACACUCCCAGACUCUUAUCGUGAUCGAAAGGGUUUAGGGCCAGAUCAUCUCUCAAUCAGAGACUUAUACCCUGAUCACUAUCAUACCAGAGACGAAUCAAAAGAAGUCAAACAAUUUCAGAUCCUAGCAGCUUACAAUUCUAUUGGUAAACUUCUACGUGGUGAAACCGAAGCAGAUGUUGGAAACGAACCAAUA